Molecule: messenger RNA, 369 nt
Organism: Thermothelomyces thermophilus ATCC 42464
Lineage: Eukaryota; Fungi; Ascomycota; Sordariomycetes; Sordariales; Chaetomiaceae
Exons: 1
Coding region: 122-280 (52 amino acids)
Source: RefSeq, a predicted model, not a curated record
CACACGGCCAUCUCCGGAGUCCCCCGUUCGCCUCCCCCUUAUUCUUCACCUCGGUUACUCCAACGUCCUACGAAAGAGACACUACUACUAUAGUCCCCUCCGACACGCUUCACCAUUCAGCAUGGCCACCGACUCCGCUACUCCUUCUCCGGCCGCCCCUGCCGUGACGACCCCCAAGGUCCCCAGGCCAGACGAAGAGGCGUACCAGAAGACGCUGGCAAAGCUCCAGAAGGAGCACGACGAGGCGCUCGCUCGUUACGUAAGUGCAGCGCAUGGAUGACGGGCAGUCCCGGCCAUUGCUCCCCUCAUCAAUCAAUCAGGCUCCGCGAUCGAUUGGGCCGAGACUGACCCGGGUUGUUACCGCUUCUG